AUGGUUAACCCACAUUUCUUGAACCAGACAGAUGCAACCCCAUUUUGGGGUCUUAGAGCAGGUGAAACCUACCAAUGUUAUGAUAUAAAAAUACUGACGGGCAACCACACGGGUAUUUGGCAAGAACAAGACCCUGUAUCGCAUUCCCUUCCCAUCUUCAUCAUGCAACUCAUCAUCAUUACUUCUCUUACCCGCUUACUCAUCUUCAUCCUCAGACCCUUCCGUCAACCCAGGAUUGUACCCGAGAUCAUUGCUGGUGCCUUGAUGAGUCCAUCUAUUAUGGGGAGGAUAAGCAGAAAUUGUGCAUUUUUUAAAGCUGCUUUCUCUGUAUCUGGUGUGAUGACCUUAGAGACAAUGGGAAACAUAGGUCUCAUCUACUUUUUGUUCCUCCUUGGGUUGGAGAUAGACUUAACCACAAUUUCACGAGUCAGGAGGCAGGCCUUUACCUUUGCCCUUACUGGAACUAUUGUUCCCUUCGCCAUUGGUGUGGCCUUGUAUUACCUUUUCCUUCCAGAGCUUGAAAACGUGUUCCAGUUGGGAUGCAUUGUUUGGGGUGUUUCUCUGACUGUCACAGGCUUACCUGUCAUUGCUCAAAUCCUCACAAAGCUGAAGCUUCUCUAUACUGAUAUUGGAAAAACAGCUAUGUCCUCAGCUCUUGUCAAUGAGAUGUUUUCAUGGAUUCUUCUAACAGUGGUGGUGGCGCUAGGCAAUAGUGAGGACAAAUACCUCUUGGUAUUGCUAGGAACGAUUGGCUUUGUGUUAUUUUGUACUUUUGCUAUCCGCCCAAUCAUCAUAUGGAAACUUAGCCAGUCCCAAAAAGGAGGAUACCACAAUGACGAGACUAUUUGUGUCAUUCUCGUCAUGGUAUUGGCAUGUGGGUUAACCACAGAUCUGUUGGGAACCAACUCUCUAGUUGGUGCAUUUGUGUUCGGACUUAUUAUACCGAGUGGAUUGCUUGGUCCGAGAUUUGUGGAGGUGUUUCGGGGUUUUGUGGAGGAUUUUUUGAUGCCGGUGUUCUUUGCGAUUAGUGGGUUCCGAACCAAUUUUGAUUCUAUUGGGAUAAGUUCGACCUGGUACAUGGUUGGGUUAACUAUGACUUUUGCUUGCCUGUGCAAGGUUGUAAGCACUCUUGCCAUAUCCUUCUUCUUUGGCAUGCCGCUUAGGGAUGGGAUGGCUCUUGGAGUACUGAUGAAUACCAAAGGCCUUUUGGCUCUUAUAGUUAUCAACUAUGGGCGUGACCGUAUGGUGUUGGAAGACGAAGCAUUUACUGUGAUGAUGAUUUCAAUUCUGUUGAUGACAAUGGCGACACAACCCAUCAUGAGCAUCCUUUACAAGCCCACAAAGCGUUUCUUGUACAACAAGCACAGGGCCAUCCAAACACUCAAACCAGAUGCAGAGCUCCGAAUAGUAGUAUGUCUCCACGAGUCUCACUCUGUUUCCGGUGUCAUCAACAUCCUCCAAGCUUCUAACCCUUCCAGGAGGUCCCCUAUCACCGUCUUUGCCCUCCAACUCGUCCAACUCACCGGACACACCACUGCCUUGCUCAUUGUCCAUGGCCCAACCCGCUCCAAUUCCCAAAAGAACAACAGCUACGAAAAUGCUAUUGCUGCUCGUAUCCUUGAUGGCUUCGAAAGGUUAGAGGAACAACACAGUGGUGUCUCAGUCCAGCCAAUGACAGUCGUGUCCUCUUACACCACCAUGCAUGAAGAUAUCUGCAGCAUCGCGGAGGACAAAGGCGCUACCCUCAUCAUCCUUCCUUUUCACCAACGCCUCACUAUCCAUAACAAAAUGGAAGACAUACACCAUGCUUACAAAGAUGUCAACGACGAUGUCUUGCUCAAUAGCCCUUGUUCUGUUGGUAUAUUGGUUGACCGCGGCUUCGGGUCUCUCACAGAGAUCGAUGCUGAAGCCAUGAUGCGACAUAUCGCCAUGCUCUACAUUGGAGGCCCCGAUGAUAGAGAGGCCUUAUGUUAUGCUCGAAAGAUGGCAGGGCAUCCAAACAUUACCCUAACUGUUGUUAGAUUUGUAGAGAGCAAACAUGAUGUGGGUUUAAAGCUUGCGGACUUCAUAGAGGACACCGAUGAUGAUGAUGAGGAUGAAGAGGACAAGGACGAGGAUAAUGAAAAAGAUGACAAUGAGGACAAGGACAAGGACAAGAAGGUUUCGAUCACCGAAACCAUAGAUGUUGACGCUGAAAUGCGGUUGGAUGAAAGUUUCAUCAGCGAAUUCAGGCACAGGACAACAGGUGACAGAUCAAUUAUGUAUUUGGAAAAGGAAGUAAGUAAUGGGUCAGAAACAGUGCAGACCAUAAAAUUAGUGAGUCAAGGUUAUGAUCUUUUUGUAGUAGGAAGAAGGGCAGGGUUCUCGUCCUGGUUGACGGAGGGGCUAGAUUUAUGGAGCGAGUGCCCGGAGCUAGGGACUAUAGGGGAUCUUUUGGUGACAUCGGACUUUUCAUCCAAUGUUUCGGUUUUGGUGGUGAAACAAUAUGUCGGAGCAAGACUUGUGGAAGAAGGGUUAGGGACCUCGGGAUUAAUAAAUCCCCAAACAAGUGUGAGUAGUUUUGAACCGAUUUCCAUGUACAGAGACAUGGAUGGAGCUCACUGA
Molecule: messenger RNA, 2604 nt
Organism: Camellia sinensis
Lineage: Eukaryota; Viridiplantae; Streptophyta; Magnoliopsida; Ericales; Theaceae
Source: RefSeq, a predicted model, not a curated record